ACACUAACCUCUCCUGGCUCCUCUCUGCAAGUUGGCAUUUAUUGGUAGGAAGCUAGUAUUUGUUGCAAAGUUAAAUAAGAAAAAUUGUUUUGGUGUAAAAGUAGUGCUCAGUUUGUUCACUUUAACUAAAGGAAUGUCUUCAAUGGAUCAUCUGCAACCUUUGAUUGAGCUCGCUCUCAUUCUGAUCCUGGUGUCUAAUUCAAAAGGUGAAACAUGGGGUGUGAAAGUCAAUAGAAGCUUCACGGUAGAGAAUAACAAAAUUGUGACCAUACCAUGCACAUUCAGCGUACCGCCACAGGAAUACCACGAAAACCUCCAGCUUUUCUGGAAAGUACCACUAAAAAGUACUUUUAAUACCUACGACAGGGACGUCAAUGCAUUUAUUUUUCACCCCAAUCGCACAUUUGUGCUUGAGAAAUACAGAGGAAAGACGCAGCUGCUCCCACAGGGAAACAGCAAGAGUUGCACCCUCAGAAUCUCAGAUUUUAUGGACAAUCGACUGCAUAUUUACCUAAGAGUUAUUGGAAAGACCAACAACUACACUUUUUAUAACAACAUGGUCACUAUAUCACAGUCUGGCCAAGGAGUCCUAAUUGGUAAACCAGCGAAUGUUCUGCCGUCACCCACGACUGCCUUGGAAGGAACAGCACAACCAAUGAUAUCAGAAACAUUGUACCUUGCCAUCUUUGUACCAAUCGCUGUACUUCUCAUCCUUGUUGCAACUGCUGUCGGAUUUGUGGUUUGGAGAAAACACACAAGGUCAGCGCCUUUAGUGAGGGAAUGCUCUGGAUAUUAUGCAAACUUCAGCAGAGCAUCAUCAAACCAAACCACAAGAGAAGAAAAUUGCAAAAAAAGCAAAAACGAAAAGCUUCCAGACAUGCAGGUUACGGAAGAACCUGUGUACAUUAACAUGCAGCACCCAACAUAUCAACUGGACUCAAGUGUGGAUCGAGAAGGGGGUCACAGAGAUAGUGUAUAUGCAAAUGUCGACCAUUCUGCGUAGCGUAAAGGUUGCAAAUUUAGACUUAUUGCCAGCAAUCCAGAAUGUGCAACUUCCCAGACAGCGCUAACAAAGUUUUUGUUGUUGUUGUUGUUUUUUAUUGACAUUGAUGAUUUUGUUAAAAAGGUCUUAUAGGAGACAAAGAUUGGAGCUACAGUCGACACGCAUAUAUCGCUGUUAAAGGGGAACUGCACUUUAAAAAAAAAUAUGCCCAUCAUUGACGAUCCCUAUGUAAGACAAGAACAUAUAUGUUUUUCUUUUUUUAUGCAUUCUAACUAGUAAAUAAAUGCGAUCAAAAGUCAGCUUACAAUGGAGCCCAUGGGAAUUUCUAUAUUCUGGCUAUAAAGCGCUUUAAAAUGUCCAAACACCUCCAUUAAGGUUUUAUAUGCAUGAUUUAAGUAUAUAUGUAAUGUAGUAACGGGCACAUUCAUAAUAAUACGUAAUAUUUACGUAUUUUGCCUAUCUUAAGCUUACGGCGGCGCAUUAUUUUCACGAACGCGUCACAACGUUUGCUUUUUCCUUCAACAACAACAUUGAUUUCUGCUCACCGCAGACUUUAUGAGAGCCAACAAACAUAAUAAAACAUCACUUACUGUAUAACGUCUGCUGUCAUUAGGAUGCCGACUGUGAGGAUGUUGGCAUAUUCUUAUUUAGAUGAAGAAUGAAUAAAAAUCCUCGCGAAUGAAAGGGGGGUGGAAUCAAGCAUCUUUUUGUGUCGUUCUUGCCAUUUCCGUGUCUGAAUUGACUGUCGAAGUUGACCAACUUCUUGGAUUAUGUCUUCAUACUUUUGCUAUACAGGUGAGAGGUACGAUUUAUAAUUCGGAAUAAACCUUCAUGAGCUCCGAGACGAGAAAGCAGCUCACUUGUUUAUACAGCAGCAUAGGGAAGUUAGCUCUCUGUGACAAUGAGCCGCUAAAAAUAGGUUCUUAACGCUCACGCUUAUAAUAGCAAUAUCGCUAAUACUUAAUUACUAUAUAGGUUACGAAAUGUAAAUGGCGUAUUGUUGGCGGUUUUUGGACGGUUAUUUACAGGGUUGU
Entelurus aequoreus (snake pipefish) is the source of this 2037-nucleotide messenger RNA. RefSeq lists its product as uncharacterized. The transcript is spliced from 8 exons. Lineage: Eukaryota; Metazoa; Chordata; Actinopteri; Syngnathiformes; Syngnathidae. The record is from RefSeq and is a predicted model, not a curated record. Bases 134 to 1003 code for a protein of 289 amino acids.